This is a messenger RNA of Misgurnus anguillicaudatus (oriental weatherfish), 2041 nucleotides long. It is a transcript of the gene tfpia, whose product is annotated as tissue factor pathway inhibitor a. Lineage: Eukaryota; Metazoa; Chordata; Actinopteri; Cypriniformes; Cobitidae. The record is from RefSeq and is a predicted model, not a curated record. Gene Ontology annotation, molecular function: serine-type endopeptidase inhibitor activity. Gene Ontology annotation, cellular component: extracellular region. Gene Ontology annotation, biological process: negative regulation of peptidase activity.
CGUGACACCCCAGUCAAUGAAUAGCAAGAGCGCGCGGACUCCACACACUAAACUUUACUCACAACUCUGAAGAAGUGUGCUCGCAUCGGCUGUUAUAAUGGCUCCAGUACUUCACCCGACCUGUACAGCUUUACUUCUCCUCUCUCUUAUUGGAGUAUGUUUCACUCAUUCUGCAAGGGAUGGAGUGAGAUCUGAACUCCGCAUUUUCCAUCACUCAUGUGCCCUGAAGAAAGAUGAAGGGCCCUGCAAGGCCAUAAUGGACAGAUUUUACUUCAACAUUGACACAGGUCGCUGCGAGGCCUUUGAAUAUGGAGGUUGUCAAGGCAAUGCCAACAAUUUCGAGACCCUGGAGGAAUGCGAGCAAAUGUGUGUUGUGAAAGAGAAUAAGAGCCCAUGCCACCUGGAGGAUGAGCCUGGGCCAUGCCGAGGUCUGGUGCCACGCUACUUUUUCGACAGCAAGAGCCAGGAAUGCAAAAUGUUCUAUUAUGGUGGUUGCUUUGGGAAUGCCAACAACUUCAAGACCAUAAAGGAAUGCCAGGGCAGAUGUCAAUCGGACUCAAACCACAUGGACCUAAAUGCGCCAUCAAAGCCAGUGGAAGAAGCCAAACCUGCUACAGAAAUCCUUGUUAGACGUGUUACUUUAGAUGAGGCGCCUUUGAAUGCAUCCCAUUUGCACCUGCCAAAGGAGUCACAACGAGCUGCACAGGAAGCAGGGGCCAGCCCUAAUUGUCAUUACAUUUCAGAGUUUACGCCUCCUGAAUUCUGCAUGAGUCCGGCUGAUAGGGGCCAUUGUGAAGAAACAGUGAGAAGAUUCGUCUACAAUCCCAGGACUAAGAGAUGCCAGAUGUUUCGCUACAGUGGCUGUGGAGGCAACAAAAACAACUUUGUCCACAAGAGACACUGUAUGAAAAUGUGCAUGAAAGAUCACAGCAGAAGGCAAAUACGAAUUAAGAUAAGGAACUCAAACAUCUUAUUGCCAUCUAGCUAGGAUGUAAAUUUCUCAUGAUAAUGCUACGACCCCAUCUUGGGCAAGGCUGAGACAUAAUUCUCAUCUGGGAUCUUAACCUAGAACCUUUCGCAGCACAAGUGAGAAUCAUAUACAGAGACUGCAUCACUAGAUGCAAAAUCCAAAUUAACAACUAUCACCAGUGCACUCCAGCAACAGUUGUGUCUGCCACACUGUUGAUACAUUUUUGCCAUCCAUAAAUCAGAGUUCUUGAAUAUAAACCUGUGUUUUAAAUGUAAUGGCGGCGUUGUAUGUAUUUUAUGUGCAAACAAGAUUGUAUAGCCUAAACAUUUUAUAUUGUUUUCUGGGAAAGUAAGGAAUAAUUAACAUUUAAAAUGACUUAUCCUGUUAUUAACAUUACAGGGUUUUUUGUCACCUGUGGGGCUACACUGUAAAAAAAAUCUGUAGAAAUUACAAUGUUAUUGCAGCUGGGUUGUUGGUAAUUUACCCUAGAUUUAAAUUUAUGUUAUUUACUGGCAAGAGUUUGUUCAAAGUUAAAUAAAUUUUAAAUAUUAACAAGUACAUAUUAACUAUACAAUAACAGCCUCAUACAAAGCAUUCUGGGAACCAGAAAUCAUCAUCAACCUUUUUUUGGUUUUUGCUUCAGAUUUUGUUUCCCAGAAUGUUUUGCUUGAUGCUUUUUUAGUUUUGCUCUGUAAAGACAAAGACUUGUUAAUGUUUAAUGUUCAUUUAACUUUGAACAUAAUGUUGCCAGUAAAUAACAUACAUUUAAAUCUAUGGUAAGUUACCGGCAACCCAGCUGCAAUUUCUACUGAUAUUUUUUACAGUGUAUUUAACACUACUGAGUAUGUCUAACUAUUAUAAAUGUUUCCUAAGGCUUUAUAUCCUUCCUUGCUGUAAUUAUUAUUUUUUAUUAUCUCAUUGUUUAAAAGAACUGAUUCAGUAUGUAUGUAAGUUCACUUUUCAACAUUUUUUUUGUAUACUUGUUUUGGCAUUGUGCUAUAAAUUUGCUAAAUCCAUAGACUUGCGUGCUGUGUGUUACCUUAACAAUAAAAAUAAACUACUACCUGGUUA